UUGUAACUUGGCCGUGAAAAUGCUAGCGUAGUAUUUUAACAAAUUUUAAUAUUUACGAGUUUAAAUAAAGACAUAACAAUAUGUUACGAAGGCAGGCGCGUUUGCGCCGCGAGUACUUGUAUAGAAAAUCGGUGGAGGAUAAACAGAAGAGUAUUCAGGCGAAAAAAGAUCAGAUAAAAAGAAGUUUGGAAGAAAACAUUCCGAUUCAUGGAGAUUUGAGGAAAGAAGCGCUCGCUUUACAGAAAAGAAUUGAUUUUGAAGAUAAAGGUCCUCAAAGAGCAGCGGUUAUCGGCAGCUUCAGUGGUGGCGCCAACACACAGAGCUCUCAGGAUGACGAGUACCGGUAUGCCGGGGUUGAGGACCCGAAGAUCAUGAUCACAACGUCUAGGGAGCCUAGUGCCCGGCUCAAGAUGUUUGUUAAGGAACUUAGGUUAAUAUUUCCAAACAGCCAGCGCAUGAACCGAGGUGGUUAUGAGAUGUCUCAGCUGAUACACGCCUGUCGCGCGAAUGAGGUUACAGACUUCAUUGUGGUCCACGAGCACAGAGGCGUCCCUGAUGCCCUGGUUAUAUGCCAUUUACCGUACGGACCUACAGCAUCCUUCACUCUAUCAGGUGUUGUGAUGCGACAUGAUAUCCCAGAUCUAGGUCCCAUGUCUGAACAGUAUCCGCAUCUCGUGUUCCACAAUUUCAAGACUGAUUUGGGUCUGAGGACUAUGAGCAUUCUGAAAUACCUGUUCCCGGUGCCUAAACCGGACUCGAAACGAGUCGUCACAUUCGCUAACAACGACGAUUAUAUAAGCUUCAGACAACACACGUACAGAAAGUCGGGCAAAGACAUUGAGCUGACAGAAAUCGGUCCCCGCUUCCAAAUGAAGCUGUAUGAGAUAAAACUGGGCACGCUGGACGCCCUGGAGGCCGCGGAUACGGAGUGGGCGCUCCGCCCCUACAUGAACACUGCCGCUAAACGGCGCUUCCUCAGUUUGGAAGACGGCUGGAAAGAAGAACAGCAAGAUUAAUAAAUUACUAUUAAAAUA
Molecule: messenger RNA, 1034 nt
Organism: Cydia amplana
Lineage: Eukaryota; Metazoa; Arthropoda; Insecta; Lepidoptera; Tortricidae
Product: U3 small nucleolar ribonucleoprotein protein IMP4
Exons: 6
Coding region: 81-1016 (311 amino acids)
Biological process (GO): rRNA processing
Cellular component (GO): small-subunit processome; Mpp10 complex; nucleolus
Molecular function (GO): snoRNA binding; rRNA primary transcript binding
Source: RefSeq, a predicted model, not a curated record